UGGGCUACCAGCGUGCCAGUAAAGCUAACGGCGAUCCAUUUUGUUUUAUUUUAUUUUUCUUUUUGUUUUUCCGACACACAAUAACAGAGAUAAGAGAGAGACAUGGGAGGCACGAGCACCGCUCUCAUCCCCCAUUUGCAUUCCCAUGUCUGCUUCUGUAACCGCUUUCUCUAUAGUAGAUACCAUCAGCAACAACUCACUUCUUCUUCUUGGAGGAUAGGGAGGUUCAGAUUCGGUGGUUUGCGGAGCGCCGCAAGUUUCAGUAGAGUCGUUUGUUUUGCUGCCGUCGAUGAUGAUAUCGGCAAGAAGCAGCCGGAGUCACCUAUUACUAGCUCUACUACUGGUGGAGGUAUCGGCUCUGCUCUUGAAGAUAGGCCUGAUAUGCUUGACAGUUCACAAGAAAACUUUGCUCAAAAUACUGACGGGAGUGCAAUUUAUGAUUUCCUGAAUCCCAGCAAAGAGCUCCUUCCUGAUGAUAAAGAAAUGAGUAUAUUUGAUCAUCUUGAAGAGCUGCGUCAGAGAUUGUUUGUGUCAGUUAUGGCUGUUGGAGCUGCUAUCUUGGGAUGCUUUGCAUUUUCAAAAGAACUCAUUAUGGUUCUUGAAGCUCCUGUUAAGGCUCAGGGUGUGCGAUUUCUGCAACUAGCUCCUGGAGAGUUUUUCUUUACAACGUUGAAGGGAUCAGGAUAUUGUGGCCUUCUUCUGGGAAGCCCAUUUAUUCUUUAUGAGAUUAUAGCCUUUGUUCUUCCAGGUUUGACAAGAGCGGAAAGAAGGUUCUUGGGGCCAAUUGUUUUAGGCUCCUCAGUACUGUUUUAUGCUGGAAUUGUCUUCUCCUAUUCGGUUCUGACUCCAGCAGCUUUAAAUUUUUUUGUUAGUUAUGCAGAAGGGGCUGUGGAAUCUUUAUGGUCUAUUGACCAAUAUUUUGAGUUUGUGCUUGUGCUAAUGUUCAGCACAGGUCUGUCUUUUCAGGUUCCUGUUAUACAAUUUCUACUCGGACAAGUUGGUCUAGUGACAGGGGACCAAAUGCUAUCAAUUUGGAGAUACGUGGUUGUUGGGGCGGUUGUUGCAGCUGCUGUACUCACACCAUCAACUGAUCCUCUUACUCAGGUGCUUCUAGCUGCACCGCUUCUCGGUCUUUAUUUGGGUGGUGCAUGGAUGGUGAAGCUCACAGGCCGAUGAUAAAGUUUUUAACAUUCGUCAAGCGCAGGAGAUUUACUCUUAGUGGUCAGUGCAUUUAGAGGGCAGAAUGGCCCCUGUAUAGUUGCCCAAAGGUCGUAACAUAUUAGUAAAUUGGAUAUCAGGACGAAUGAUGGAUAAUUAUUCUUGAAAUCUCUAGUUUAAUUUGUAUUUACCUUCCCUCUCUCA
Hevea brasiliensis (rubber tree) is the source of this 1362-nucleotide messenger RNA. Its product is annotated as sec-independent protein translocase protein TATC, chloroplastic. Gene Ontology annotation, cellular component: membrane; TAT protein transport complex. The record is from RefSeq and is a predicted model, not a curated record. The transcript has 4 exons. NCBI's taxonomy places the organism in Eukaryota, Viridiplantae, Streptophyta, Magnoliopsida, Malpighiales, Euphorbiaceae. Bases 103 to 1176 code for a protein of 357 amino acids. Gene Ontology annotation, biological process: protein transport by the Tat complex; intracellular protein transmembrane transport. Gene Ontology annotation, molecular function: proton motive force dependent protein transmembrane transporter activity.